This is a messenger RNA of Ricinus communis (castor bean), 2854 nucleotides long. RefSeq names its product protein ADP-ribosyltransferase PARP3. The record is from RefSeq and is a predicted model, not a curated record. Gene Ontology annotation, molecular function: zinc ion binding; NAD+ poly-ADP-ribosyltransferase activity. The transcript is spliced from 18 exons. Bases 147 to 2594 code for a protein of 815 amino acids. NCBI's taxonomy places the organism in Eukaryota, Viridiplantae, Streptophyta, Magnoliopsida, Malpighiales, Euphorbiaceae.
AAGCAUUUUACGUGUCUCUUUAUUAGGUUGUUCUUGCCAGAAGAAGAUUGGUAAUGUUAAAAGUGAAACAAGAAGCGGUCAUUUGGUCGGUUUGAGAAUAAGCUUGUCAGUUGUUUGCUUUUUGAAGAGAAGAAACUAAUAGAAAGAUGAAGAAGGUCCAUGAAACAAGGUCUCAAACACAUGGACCAGCGGCUGAUGAAGGCAAAGUAAUGACAAGAAAGCAGAAGGCAGAGAACAAGGGACACGAAGGAGAACAGUCUCCAAAGAAGGCCAAGAACGAAAAUGAUUCCAGUCAUGCUAAUGAGAAAACUAAGACUGACAUUUCUAAAGAGUUUGAGGAGUUCUCUAGAGCAAUAAGAGAGCAUCUCUCUGUUUCUCAAAUGCGAGAAAUACUAGAGAUGAAUGAUCAAGAUUCUUCCGGCUCUGAUGGGGCUGUUAUCACCAAAUGCCAAGAUUUAUUGUUGCUUGGGCCACUUGGGAAAUGUCCAUUGUGUGACUGCACUUUGGAAUUUGAUGGCAAAAGGUAUUCUUGCAACGGGUUUUACAGUGAGUGGUCUAGUUGCACUUUCAAGACAAGAAGUCCACCAAGAAAAGAGGAGCCACUCAAAUUCCCUGAUUCUGUUCUCAAGUCCCCCAUUGCAGAUUUGCUGAAGAAGCAUCAAGACCCUAAAAACCGGCCUCGUCAAGAGUUAGGUGCACCAGGCAAGCCCUUUGCAGGGAUGAUUAUUUCUUUGUCAGGCCGUCUUUCGCGAACUCAUCAAUAUUGGAAAAAGACUAUUGAAAAAUAUGGGGGAAAGGUCUCCAAUUCGGUUAUUGGUGUGACUUGCCUUGUUGUUUCACCGGCUGAGCGCGAAAGAGGCGGUUCUUCCAAGCUCUCUGAAGCAAUGGAAAGGAACAUACCUGUGGCUAGAGAAGAAUGGAUGCUUGACAGCAUUGAGAAGCAAGAACCUCUGCCUCUAGAAGCUUAUGAUGUAGUCUCUGAUCUUGCUGUGGAGGGUAAAGGAAUUCCAUGGGAUAAACAAGAAACUAGUGAAGAAGCUCUUGAGUCAAUUUCAGCUGAACUCAAACUAUAUGGAAAAAGGGGUGUCCAUAAGGAUAGUAAACUGCAGGAACGAGAUGGAGAGAUAUUUGAGAAAGAUGGGAUAUUGUACAACUGUGCCUUCUCCCUUUGCGACAUGGGACGAGAAAUAAAUGACUAUUGUAUCCUGCAACUGAUCAAUGUGCCAGAGAGUAACCUGCACCUGUACUACAAGAAAGGGAGAGUCGGCGAUGAUCCUGGCGCCGAUGAAAGACUUGAAGAGUGGGAAGAUGUUGAUAAUGCUGUGAAGGAGUUUGUUAAGAUCUUUGAGGAAAUUACUGGAAAUGAGUUUGAGCCAUGGGAAAGAGAGAAGAAGUUUGAAAAGAAGAGAUUAAAAUUCUAUCCUAUCGACAUGGAUGACGGAGUUGAGGUGAGACAAGGAGGGCUUGGUUUAAGGCAGCUAGGAGCUGCGGCAGCUCAUUCUAAACUUGAGCCGCAGCUUGCAUAUUUUAUGAAGAUUCUGUGCAGUCAGGAGAUUUAUAGGUAUGCCUUGAUGGAGAUGGGUUUGGACCCUCCUGAACUGCCAAUGGGGAUGCUCUCGGAUCUUCACUUAAAAAGAUGUGAGGAGGUCCUACUUCAGUUUGUAGAAGCAGUGAAAUCCAUGAAAGGGACAGGGCAAAAGGCAGAGGCUGUUUGGUCAGAUUACAGCCAAAGAUGGUUUACGCUUAUGCAUUCUACUCGGCCUUUGAUCCUAAGAGACUAUGAUGAACUUGCAGAUAAUGUUGCUGCAGCAUUUGAGACUGUUCGCGACAUAAAUGUAGCCUCACGUCUUAUAGGAGACAUGUCAGGCUCAACUCUUGAUGACCCAUUAUCAGACCGGUACAAGAAAUUAGGAUGCUCAAUUUCUCCAGUGGGCAAAGAAACUGACGACUACAAAAUGAUUGUGAAUUACCUGGAAAGAACCUAUGAACCAAUCAGAGUUGGAGACAUUGAUUAUGGAGUAUCAGUUGAAAACAUCUUUGCUGUCGAAUCAAGUGCUCAUCCUUCUUUGGAUGAGAUAAAGAAGUUACCAAACAAAGUCCUUUUGUGGUGUGGUACGCGAAGCUCGAACUUGUUAAGGCAUUUGCAAAAAGGGUUCUUGCCAGCUGCUUGUUCUCUUCCUGUGCCUGGUUAUAUGUUUGGCAAGGCAAUUGUUUGUUCUGAUGCUGCUGCGGAAGCUGCUAGGUAUGGUUUUACUGCUGUAGAUAGGCCAGAAGGAUUCUUGAUUCUGGCUGUUGCUUCUCUUGGAGAUGAAGUCACUGAGGUCUCGAGCACCCCAGAGGACACGAAAUCCUUCGAGGAGAAGAAGAUUGGAGUCAAGGGAUUGGGGAGAAAGAAAACAGAUGAAUCAGAACACUUCAUGUGGAGAGAUGAUAUCAAGGUCCCUUGCGGCCGCUUGAUGCCAUCAGAGAAUAAAGAUGGCCCCCUGGAAUACAAUGAGUACGCCGUCUAUGAUCCAAAACAGACAAGCAUAAGGUUCCUAGUGGGAAUCAAGUAUGAGGAGAAGGAUGCGGUGAUGGACACUGCAGAGCCGUGAGCUUGGAGAAAAAGAAAAAGGGCGCAGAGCUGUGAGUUUGGAGAAAAAGCAAAAGGGCGGUCUCAACGCCUUCUGUAUGACAACGGAUCUUUUGUAUUUUGGCUUUUGCCAUUCUCCAGGAAUAGGAGUACAGGGAAUAGGUUUGUCGCAAGUUGUUUAGUUAGAAUCUUUGUGAGGAUAAUGAUGAUGGAUUUUGUUGUAUAUGAUCGUCACUAAUCUAUGCUUUAACUGAUAAUAUUAUAGGUAUAUAGUUUUUGUCC